UUUCAAAGUGUAAAAGUUGGUCCUGCCUCCCAUAUCAGGAUUCAGGACGGGCAGUCAGGGUCUAAAUCUGAUGGCCGUAUUCAAGAAUUUUACAUACAGAAUACAAUCAAACUCUGAAGAAGAUUAUAAUAAGGGGAGAUAUAUCUGACUAGAAAUAUUAUAUAUUUCUAAAAUAAAUGUCGUACAUCUGAGGAGCAACUUUAAAUGUAGAGCAAUUUCCAAAAAAAUUGCUUGACAGGCAAUGACCGUCACAUCUAUGCCAGGAGGAGUGAGAGGCCCACGGUUCUUUAAACAAUAUUCCGGAGACGCCACCUAUGGUCCUACUGAUCAUUUCUUCAGUCGGAGUUGUUGGGAAUAAGAGAGAUUCCAGGAUAAGGAGAAUGACAAGCUGAAAUAUGGUGAGUUUGUUACUGAAUCCAUUGUGUUGCAAUAAGCAGCAGGGCAUAGUGAGAGUGAGAGCAGUUGCGGAAGCAGCAAAACCAGUUAAAAAUGAGGCAAAAGAAAAAACAGGUAUCAGAGUGGUAUUUGGGGCAGGGGGAACCGGGGGUCACGUUUAUCCCGCCAUAGCCAUCGCUGAUGAGAUGAAGGUCAUCCAUCCAAAUGUGGAAAUAGAGUUUGUAGGCACUUCCAACAGGCUGGAGUGGAAGGCAGUCCCUGCUGCCGGCUAUUCAAUUCGCCCCAUCCCUGCAGUUGCUCUGAAGCGACCUAUCCUCCACCCAACUAACAUUUUAUUGCCGUUAAAGUUCUUGAAUUGCCUGUGGGAAUGCUGGAAGCUAUUGGGGCAGCUGAGACCCGAGCUUGUGGUGGGAACCGGGGGCUAUGUGGCGGCUCCGAUAUGCCUCAUGGCUGCCCUCAGAGGCAUCCGCAUUGCAAUCCAAGAGCAGAAUGUUAGCCCUGGAAUAGCCAAUAAGCUCUUGGGUGUCUUCGCCUCGGUUAUAUUUGUGGCCUUUCCUUCCUCUGUGGAUUUAUUUCCAAAGAGAAAGUGUGUUGUCAGCGGUAAUCCCAUUAGGCCUUCCCUCAGAAGGUACGUAUCCAGAUCAGUUGCAAGGUCUCAUUUCUUUCCUGGUAGUACAGGCAAUAGCCAAGCUGAGCUGCUGCUCAUUUUGGGGGGCUCGCUUGGGGCAAAUGCAAUCAACAUCGCAGUGUUGGAAAUGUACUGUCAAAUGCUUUCUCAGCAUCCAAAUAGGUAUAUCAUUUGGCAAACUGGCAAUGACAAUUUUGAUGAGAUGGACAGUCUAGUCAAGGCCCAUCCUCGUUUACUAUUGACCUCGUACCUGAAUAACAUGGAUUUCGCUUAUGCUGCAGCAGACCUUGUUGUUGCACGAGCUGGGGCAAUGACUUGUAGUGAGCUUCUAGCCACAGGGAAACCUUCUAUAUUGAUACCUUCAGCAUAUGUUGCAGAAGACCAUCAAAUGAAAAAUGCUACUUUUAUGUAUGAGGUAGCAGGUGCUAAAUUAUUGUAUGAAGAUGAGCUUGACUCUACCACACUUGCAAAUGCUAUAAAUGACAUUCUAGGAGAUGAAAAUCUAAUGAUGGAUAUGUGUGAAAAGGCCUUGAAAACAGCUCUACCUGAUGCAGCCACUAAAAUUGCAGAAUACCUACUUUCACUUGUAGGAAGUGGCACUAAAAGAAGCUAGAUUUGGUUGCUUGAGCAUAUGUUGUUUCCUAGGUUCAAAAACAUUCUGAUAAGGUGUUUGAAGUGCCAAAUGAUACGUAAAGAUAUAAAGGAUGGUAAGGUGUAACUGUUGUCAUUUGUUACUUCUAAUUCUUUUGGAUAGUGAAAUAAAAUUUGUGGUUUCCAUUGCACCAAAA
Molecule: messenger RNA, 1812 nt
Organism: Cryptomeria japonica (Japanese cedar)
Lineage: Eukaryota; Viridiplantae; Streptophyta; Pinopsida; Cupressales; Cupressaceae
Exons: 4
Coding region: 396-1637 (413 amino acids)
Biological process (GO): carbohydrate metabolic process
Molecular function (GO): undecaprenyldiphospho-muramoylpentapeptide beta-N-acetylglucosaminyltransferase activity
Source: RefSeq, a predicted model, not a curated record